This is a messenger RNA of Boeremia exigua, 1265 nucleotides long. RefSeq lists its product as uncharacterized. The coding region runs from base 288 to 1265 and encodes 325 amino acids. The transcript has 3 exons. Gene Ontology annotation, cellular component: membrane. The record is from RefSeq and is a predicted model, not a curated record. Lineage: Eukaryota; Fungi; Ascomycota; Dothideomycetes; Pleosporales; Didymellaceae.
CUCGAGCUACUUUGACAGUAUCUGUCAAGUCUGAGAUGAGGAGAUGCUGAGGCCUGUCUAGGCGCAUGGCAACGCAUGUUUCUCCCACGCGACGCUGUUGGGCUGACGUGAGGCGCAAGGCUAUGGCGCUGUAAGUUCGCUGGCGAGAGGAGGUCGAGAUGCUGUGUACCCAGGUCUGGACAAACGAUAAGCGCGCCGGGCUUGAUAGAGCUUGAUAACUGGCAAGAGCGUGCGUGUGGGGAGAUAAUUGUCUGGUGGCGCCGAAUUGGGUGCUGUAACUACCUGGCAUGUACCUAUCGAAUAUGGCGUUCCGGGCCUGCGAGCCUCCUCACAUCACUGGAGAGAUGAAGCUGUUCACAUACGAAGCUUGGGGUAUCCCCUCUACUGGCUCCUUCGACCCAUCGAACACAUUCGUUACCUCCCACUUCGUCUCCCCUCUCACCCUCGCAUGCAUUCGCGCCACCCUCUGCGUAUACAGCUUCACGACAAUCAUCGUAUCAUAUAGUUGGCUCGCGAACAACACAGCAAACAUUGGCCUGAAGGAUGUCAAUAUCGGCUCGUACACGAUCCAGCAAAGCGAGGCUGCUAUUGGCCAGUCAUUCAGCUUCUUCACCUAUCUCACCUUCUGGUCCCUUGGUUUCUACUUCCUAGUUUCGAGCAUGCACACGUUUGUGUUCGCGCUCAAGGAAAGCACAUGGCUGCACAAUUGGCCCAAGUCGCUCCAGCUGAUGCAUUCACUUUACUACUCAUGCGUCACGAGCAUGCCUUUCCUGGUCACAGUUGUGUUUUGGGGGACUAUGAACAGUGGAUGGCCUUCUGGUCGUUUUGAACAAUGGAUUAAUAUCUCAGUCCAUGGGUUGAACUCGGUGUUUGCCAUAGUCGAGAUUCUUUUGCCUGCCACCGAGACGCCACCCAUCUCGCACCUCAGCGUGGUGCUACUUAUCUUGUCCACGUACCUUGGUCUCGCAUAUUUGACAAGGUAUACGCAGGGUUUCUAUGUUUAUGAGUGGAUGAACCCCGCACAUGGCAAUGUCAGUAUCAUCCUACAUGUUCUAGGGUAUGCUGCUGGUAUUACCGCAAUUUUCUUCAUGGUCUCGGGUGUAAUCAGACUAAGGAACAUGUUCAUUGAAAGAUUGAGCGAGGGUAGACAGAAAAAUACACAAGAGAAAGGCGAAAGAUUGGAUGAUGUUUCUGAUGUCUGGUCGAAUGAGAUCAGUGUAUCGAGGCCUGAGUCGGCAAGGACGAAAGAAGAGUAUGUUGUAUGA